Messenger RNA from Cladophialophora yegresii CBS 114405, 885 nucleotides. RefSeq lists its product as uncharacterized. NCBI's taxonomy places the organism in Eukaryota, Fungi, Ascomycota, Eurotiomycetes, Chaetothyriales, Herpotrichiellaceae. The coding region runs from base 1 to 885 and encodes 294 amino acids. The transcript has a single exon. Gene Ontology annotation, biological process: protein transport. The record is from RefSeq and is a predicted model, not a curated record.
AUGGCCGAACUCCUCACCCAAUCCCGCGAGGCGUCGGCGCGCAUACGAGUCGAAAACAUCAUCCACACGGACAUUACGGUGGAGCUGAUGGAGAUUCUAGAACUAUAUGCAGAGCUGUUACUUGCGAGAGCGGGUUUGCUCGACGUUCGGGACAAGAACAUCAAAGACGGCACUGCGCAAGUAGGCGAUGACACCGGCCUGGAAGAAGCGGCGGCGAGCAUCAUAUACUCUGCCCCAAGACUGCCACGGGACGUCCGAGAAUUGGGCAUCGUGCGGAACAUGCUGAUCGACCGGUUUGGCAAGGACUUUGCGAUUCGUGCAAACGAGAACCAAGAUAACUGCGUACCAGCCCGGGUAGUGGACAAGUUGAAGGUUGACCCUCCAAGCGCGAAGCUUGUGCAGGCAUAUCUUGAAGAGAUUGCACGGACAUAUAGUGUAGACUGGCCGCCGCACAAAGAGAGCGAACAAGUCGAGGCGUUGGGCGAGGAAGUGGACGGCGAGGACGAUGAUCUCGGAGGUGGGGCCAAGGAGGCGCCUAUGCUUGCGGAUGGAGCAGCACCAGCCACACCCUCGAGGCCGAACAAGAUUGAUAUCGGAAAUCUGCAGAAUGCAACGCCUCCAACGAGUCUUGAGCCCGGGGGAGCAAAGAGUCCUGUCUCAGUGGCACCUCCCGGUGCGAGGUCAGACAAUUUAAGCCCCAAGGUCAAGUUGCCUGGUGGAGGAGAGGUGGGCAAGAGUAAUGGUAAUGCGAAACCUGCAGCAUCUACUGGGACGGUCAAGAGCAAGAGUCCCGCCUCAAGUGGAGGUGGGAAUGCAGGAGCAGUUCCUGGCAAGGUGCCUACCGUAGACGACUUGACAAAAAGGUUCUCGGCGCUGAAGAGAUAG